Molecule: messenger RNA, 1569 nt
Organism: Radiomyces spectabilis
Lineage: Eukaryota; Fungi; Mucoromycota; Mucoromycetes; Mucorales; Radiomycetaceae
Exons: 1
Coding region: 140-1501 (453 amino acids)
Biological process (GO): protein transport
Cellular component (GO): cytoplasm
Source: RefSeq, a predicted model, not a curated record
UUCCGAUCUGUCGGACCGGGAGGGUCCUUUUUAUUCACAUCUUUUUUUUCUCCUUUUUCGCCGUGCUCUUUUCCAAAUUAUCGAGUUUCUUUUUUUCUACUUGCUGCUUCAUCGUUCGUUUCCGCUGGCAUAGCAAGAGAUGCCGGUAGUGGUUCCCUUUUUUGGGAGCAAUCCUUUGUCCAUUGUGUUGGCUGAACCGGUCGUUAUGAUUAAUGAUUGUCCAGAUGACACCAUCGCUCACACAUUACAUGGUAUCCUUGAAUACGUCUUGACAAAACCUACUACAGUGACCCAGAUAUCGAUCAAACUCGUUGGCAAACUGCGAAUGAUGUGGCCCGAUGGAUUAGGCCGUGGUGGCAGUCGAACAUUGCACGAUAAGGUCCUCCAUGAACAGAAGCACGUUCUUCAAUCAUGGCCCGAAGGUCAGCUAUUGGAACCGGGCCUGCAUCGAUGGACGUUUGAUUUCUUCAUCCCGAGCGAGAUCAUAGAAACCAUUGAGGAUAACUAUACCCAAGUAUACUAUUAUCUAUCGGCCGCAGUGCGUCGUGUCACCACGUUCCAACCCAACCUACGAUCACGGCAAAAUUUGCUCAUCCUUCGUACCCACAGCUUGGCCGGACAAGCGCUGAUGCGUCCCAUGCUAAUAGACACAUCGACCAGCGUUCAGCGUACCAUUGACGAAUGCGAUGUUACAGCUUGUCUCGAAAAACCAGCCACAUCUUCAGGGACCCAGAUUCCGAUAACUGUCCAUAUUCAACCACAUGGCAAAGAACUUUUUCUCGAAGCGAUCUCGGUCAUUGUUACUGAAAGAAGGACCUACCGGUUUCUGGGUGACCAAAUGCAACGGACGGAUGAGAACAAUUUCAAAUUGACGCUUAUUUCAGGCACUAAUAUGGCGGAUCCGGCAUUUGGGAUUCAAGAUGUGCCCGAAACCCAACUUCGUAAAUUAUUGACGGCCAAAAAUGCGCACGUCGCCAUGAAUGCGCCAUUCCAAUACCGCUUAAUAUUGGCUUUACCUUGCUGUCCCCACCUGAAUCACUCAACCCAAUGUCCCUUCAUUUCCAUCACUCAUCAUCUUCACAUUGAAAUCGACGUUUCGCAUUGUACCAUUCCCACAUCAUCCCCCAGUUUGACUCCUUCUUCCUCCUUCUCUUUUCUUCCGUCUACCGCAUCUCCAGCGUCACCGGUCGAGUCAAGAAAAGUCUUGCAUAUGGAGCUUCCUUUGACCGUGCUCGAUUGUCGUCUGAAAGAAGACGCUAAUUUCUUACCGACUUAUGCAGAAGCUUUGACCAUGUCCAAUUCCGACGUCAUGGGAUCCCCUGAAAGUGCCGCAGGGAUAUUCCGGUGCCCCUGUUAUCUUGACUAUUGCAAAAAUCGACGCAAUGCGAAUCAAUGGCCAGACAUCAAUCCAGAGAACUUCCGCAAUAGAUCCCUUCACACCAAUAGAAUUUCACUCAACGAACCACCGCCUUAUGAUGAUGGCGUUCGCAUCCCGCCCUAAUAACUAAUGCACGUGAAAUAAACAAGUAUAGACCCGACUUCUUUUUCUCAAUCAUCUUUGAUUCAAGA